AUGCACCCUUUUCAAAAAAAAAUUUCAGCCAAAGGCACAACAGCUCUAUUAAUCAUGAACUGCAGUAGUCACCAAGUAAUUGAGGCAAUUGCUUCAAACACGCUAUUUUUGUGUGCCCCUUAUAAAGAUGAUCAGUUUUAUAUUUCUGAAGCUUUGCAAAUUCCACCUAGAUAUAAAAUUGAGAAUUAUAAUGGUAAGAAUACGACUAGUAACAAUGAUGAAUGUGUUAUUGAUAUUGACAAUUUUGAGCAAUUAGCCCCGUAUUUAAGCCUUAACGAUAUUGCAAAUGGAGAGAUAACUAGCGAAUAUAUUGCAGAUUUGCUGUUAACAUUGCUGAAAAAUGACAGGUAGAUAUUAACAAGACAAAAUAUUUUAAGAAUAAGAUAAAAGAGGUUACAUGAGCACAUCUAACUUUUCGAAAUUUAGUGAGCAGUUUCUUUCUAUUAAUCAAGUGAAACCGAUUCUCUAUCAUAUAAUCUUUAUUCAAUAUCAUUAUAGUAUAUACAAAACAAAUUUGGAGAAUGCGUAUGAAUAUUUACAUUGUAUAUGGGAUAAAUCACAUAUGACCCCUCAACAAUUAUUUAAACAAAUAGUGACGAAAUUGUUGGACGAUCGCGAAAAAGGUGAAUGAAGUAUGAAAAUUGAAGGAAGAAUGAACGAAAUGUUUGAAAAAAACAUGAAAAGGAUAUAUACUUUUGAUAGAUAUUUGAUAGAUAUUUUUUAAUUCAGUCCACUCAUGCUUCGUACUAUUAAGCAAACGGGGUUUUACAAUCGGGUACGGGGCUUUCCUAUUGUUUCGGGGCGGGGGUCGGGUCGAGGGAGCAAAAUAUGGUCGG
This is a messenger RNA of Meloidogyne enterolobii, 836 nucleotides long. Lineage: Eukaryota; Metazoa; Nematoda; Chromadorea; Rhabditida; Meloidogynidae. The record is from the annotation of a GenBank genome assembly.